Messenger RNA from Macrosiphum euphorbiae (potato aphid), 1533 nucleotides. The record is from the annotation of a GenBank genome assembly. NCBI's taxonomy places the organism in Eukaryota, Metazoa, Arthropoda, Insecta, Hemiptera, Aphididae.
AUGCAACUGAUACCACCGCCAAUGUUUGUCGAUUAUGACAUACUAUUGGCUUGCGGGCUGCUCAUAUUCUGGUGCGGUUAUUGGUUGGUGCACAUAAGUGCAAUAUGUUAUGGGAAGUUCAAACUAUACAGAAAACCAAAACCAGAAUCAUCUGUACAGUUGAUACCAUCUCUAGUGUCUUUAGAACAUGGUUUGCCGAGAAAUAACAAAAAACAGUAUCCGGGUGUUAGUAUAUUGAAACCAUUAUUGGGUGUGGAUCCAAAUCUAUUUGUCAACCUAAGCUCUUACUUUCAAAUGGAAUACCCAACGUAUGAAGUAUUAAUAUGUGUGGUUGACCGAAAUGAUCCUGCUGCAAUGGUAGCUAAUCGGCUAUUGGAAAUGUAUCCAACAGUAGAUGCUCGACUAUUUUUAGGUGGUUCUCAAGUAGGUGUUAAUCCAAAAAUCAAUAAUGUACACGCAGCAUACCAAGCAGCCAAGUAUUCUUUGAUACUCAUAUCGGAUAGUUCAAUAAAAAUGAAAAAAGAUACACUUAGUGAUAUGGUUGAUAAUAUGGCUGAUGAUGUUGCAAUUGUUCAUCAAGUACCAUUCACAUGUGAUCGAAUUGACAAUAGAACUGAGCCUAUGACUUCACCUUUGUCAGAUAAUUCAACAGAUCCUUCAUCAUUUUUAAAAUUAGAUGGGCAAGUAGAAUAUCAAAAUCAAACUCGCAAACAACGACGUUUUGUUGCCACCUUAGAAAAAGUAUUUUUUGGAACUGCCCAUGCACGAGUGUACUUAAUGGCUGAUCUUGUAGGAGCCAUAUGCCAUACAGGUAUGUCAACACUAUUGCGUAAGCAAGCAAUGGAUGAAUGUGGAGGUUUGCAAGCAUUCGCCGGUUAUCUUGCUGAAGAUUAUUUUAUGGCCAAAUUAGUAGUUGCCAGAGGUUGGCGCACUACUGUAAGUAGUCGGCCUGCAUUACAAAAUAAUGGAGGCAGUGAACUAAGUAAAUUUCAAGAUCGUCUUAGAAGGUGGGUCAAACUUAGGAUAGCUAUGGUACCACACACAAUUGUGUUGGAACCAUUAUCUGAAUGUCUGAUACUAGGAGCAUGUGCUGCAUGGGCUGCUAAUACACUUUCUGGUGGUUCAAUUGAUCCUUAUGCAUUCUACAUGAUACAUGUGCUUGUUUGGUUCUUAUUAGAUUGGAUUCUUUUAAAUGUGAUGCAGAAUGGGCCUUUGCCGUUUACAAAAUUUGAGUACUUAGUUGCUUGGUUAUAUAGAGAGUUCAUGGGACCAUACCUGUUUUUGACAGCACUCUUAUGGCGCCCAUCUGUUGUUACCUGGACCACACGUCAAUAUCGCCUACGUUGGGGUGGUCUAUCAGAAAUUUAUAACCAACAACCAACAAGCUCUAGCUCAGAUUCCAUAACUGCCACAGUGCCUAUAGCAACUACUACCAGUGUCACUUAUGACACAACUGUGCCUAAUAAUUAUUGUAGUACUCACCAGCAGCAACCUCCAAAUGGUAUUGGGUUCACAUCGAAAAUUAAAGUUUAA